UGAAGAUGAAAGUUGUGGUUAGUAAAAAAUGAAGUGGCAAAAAUAAAAUUAAACAAUGAAGUAUAUAAUUUAAAAGCGUUGGGAGAAAGAAAAGAAGGAGGAGAUCUUAUCAUCACCCUUUGUUAGUUUAAUUAUCUGUGAUUGAAAUUGGAGUGAAAGCGAAUCGGAGGCAUAAUGCCUUGUGCAAGCAUUGUCUCAGCUCCGUCGUGCGCGUUCCCCUUUGGCUCCAGGUCCGCCUCCACUGCGUCCAUCACUCCAACGGCGUUAUCGCUGCCUAAACGGAGCUGGAAGCCUGGAACGGAGAGCAGAAGCACGAGGAGAGGAGAAGUGAGAGGCACGGUGAUAGAGAAAGAGACCCCGGAGGCGGAGCGUCCGGAAACGUUUCUGAGGGGAGUGGACGAGGCCCAUUCUUCCAAUUCGGUGAGGGCCCGGUUCGAGAAGAUGAUAAGGGAGGCCCAAGACAGCGUGUGCAGUGCCCUUGAGGCCGCUGAUGGUGGGGCCAAGUUCAAGGAGGACGUUUGGUCCAGGCCCGGUGGGGGCGGUGGGAUUAGCAGGGUUCUUCAGGACGGCGCCGUUUGGGAGAAGGCUGGGGUUAAUGUCUCCGUCGUUUACGGUGUCAUGCCACCUGAGGCUUAUCGUGCUGCCAAGGGUGCUCCUACUGAUCAAAAACCUGGUCCUGUGCCGUUCUUCGCUGCUGGAAUCAGCUCCGUUUUACACCCCAAGAACCCGUUUGCCCCUACACUGCAUUUCAAUUAUCGCUAUUUUGAAACUGAUGCUCCUAAAGAUACCCCUGGAGCACCUAGACAAUGGUGGUUUGGCGGGGGAACUGACUUGACGCCAGCUUACAUUUUUGAGGAGGAUGUUAAGCACUUCCAUUCAAUUCAAAAGCGUGCCUGUGACAAGUUUGAUCCUACAUUUUACCCCCGAUUCAAGAAAUGGUGUGAUGACUACUUCUAUAUCAAGCAUCGAGGUGAAAGGAGAGGGCUUGGAGGAAUAUUUUUUGAUGAUCUGAAUGACUAUGAUCAGGAGAUGCUCCUUUCCUUUGCUACCGAGUGUGCCAAUUCUGUUAUUCCCGCUUAUUUACCUAUCAUAGAGAAAAGGAAGGAUUUGCCCUUCACUGAUCAUCAGAAAGCAUGGCAACAAUUGCGAAGGGGACGAUAUGUUGAAUUCAAUUUGGUUUAUGAUAGGGGUACAACAUUUGGACUAAAAACUGGAGGAAGAAUAGAGAGUAUUCUUGUUUCUCUCCCACUGACUGCUCGGUGGGAAUACGAUCACAAACCAGAAGAAGGAAGCGAAGAAUGGAAACUCCUGGAUGCAUGCAUGAAUCCGAAGGAGUGGAUCUAAUUCAUUAGUUGACCCUCAGUUUGUCAGCCUUUUUAUAAUAAGUGAGCUCGUUACUUUCUUCGGUGCAUAUCAAGUGCUUGUUAUGAUGAGUCACAACUGUUAACUUCUACUAGGUGGAUUGUAAAUCACGUGUCUUGCUAGAGCCAUCCGUGUAAAGCGUGAAAUGCAGAAAAUUACGAUGUCUAGGCUGCGUCUGUGCCCACUGCCAACCACAUUAUUCUAUAUGUAGUACCCCUCAUAUAGUAACAAUAUGUCUAGGCUGUGUCUGUAAUCUGUAUCCACUCUAAAUUCAGAAAAACAAAGGCAGCUUCUUCAAUGCCAGUGCUGCACACCUCAGAUUCAGACUAGUAAUUUAGUAAUUCUGUUUUAGGAGCUAAUGUUUUUGACUGAAUAAUCUGUGUGUAAUAAUUACUGCAUCUAAGCACCUAUAAUUUCCCACAUGCAUCUACUUUUAACGAA
This is a messenger RNA of Cajanus cajan (pigeon pea), 1803 nucleotides long. RefSeq names its product oxygen-dependent coproporphyrinogen-III oxidase, chloroplastic. Gene Ontology annotation, molecular function: coproporphyrinogen oxidase activity. The record is from RefSeq and is a predicted model, not a curated record. Lineage: Eukaryota; Viridiplantae; Streptophyta; Magnoliopsida; Fabales; Fabaceae. Gene Ontology annotation, cellular component: cytoplasm; chloroplast stroma.